AUGACGCCAUAUGACGGACCUGAACUUCAGAGUGCUGCGGCCACAGCUCUCUCACCUACCGCCACGUGCACCGCGCGUGUCAUGAUCCAAGGUGCCUGGUACCCUGUUCAAUUCGUUGUCCUGCCGAGUUGUCCACAUGACGUUAUAUUGGGCUGGGAUUUCCUGUGCGACCACGGAGCGCUGAUUUACUGUUCAGCCGACGAACUAUUCCUUUCUGAUAUGGCUCGCUAUGACGACCAACAUGCCAGUCCUCCAUCUUACAAGUUACAUGCCACUCGUGAUACUUGCAUCCCGUCCCGCUUGACAGCCCUCGUAUCCCUCAAACCGGGGCUCUGCGCCCACGACUCGGCGCAUAUAAUUGUUCGUCGCCAAAAUAGCUCACUCGCCGCAAAAGGCCUGAUCGCUCCUUCAUGCGUGUGCACCGUAAUCGACGGCGAAGUAGCUAUUCCAGUCACCAACGUUUCAUAUUCCCCCGUUUUGCUUCCUACCGGAUCCUUCAUUGGAACAUUUGACUUGCACGAUAAGGCCCACGUUAUCGCGGUUCUGGACCCUUCAGGUUCCCCAUCUUUUGCCUCAAGGGCACCUGCUCGACCAGCUCGGCAGCAUGACUCGACAUUUACUUCAAUGGUGUCGCCGUGUUUGGAUCCUUCGGAGAAACAACAGCUCCUCGCGCUCCUGCAACAGCACUGUUGUCUUUUUGACAUUGGCGCAUCACCGCUUGGAGUCGCUCGACAUACAACGCACCGCAUCGGCACGGGAGACGCAGCUCCGCUGCGACAGAGACCGUACCGAGUUUCGGCUUCCGAACGGCCUGUAAUUGAGAAACAGGUGGACCAAAUGCUCUCGAAAGGUAUCGUUCAACCUUCGUCAAGCCCAUGGGCAUCUCCAGUCCUGUUAGUAACAAAAGAGGACGGUAGUAUCCGGUUUUAG
Molecule: messenger RNA, 930 nt
Organism: Ornithodoros turicata
Lineage: Eukaryota; Metazoa; Arthropoda; Arachnida; Ixodida; Argasidae
Exons: 1
Coding region: 1-930 (309 amino acids)
Source: RefSeq, a predicted model, not a curated record